Molecule: messenger RNA, 1971 nt
Organism: Salvia miltiorrhiza (redroot sage)
Lineage: Eukaryota; Viridiplantae; Streptophyta; Magnoliopsida; Lamiales; Lamiaceae
Product: probable serine/threonine-protein kinase At1g01540
Exons: 7
Coding region: 384-1832 (482 amino acids)
Biological process (GO): protein phosphorylation
Molecular function (GO): ATP binding; protein kinase activity
Source: RefSeq, a predicted model, not a curated record
UUUAGAAGGCAAUUCUCUUAAUGAACUCAAAACAGUGCUUAAGAAGGCUUAUAAUUAGUAAAUUUACCAAAAUGCACACUGACAGCACCCAUAAUAUAAACAAUGCGCAGAGGAAUUUCCAAGUGUUGACAUAGGUUGAUUAAUGGAAUCCAUUAUUGAAGUCUUAAUUUUGAGUGGGACAAAAAAUGUAGUACGUGGACAGCAGCCGCAUUCAAUGCUUAUGUUAUGUGCCACAUAUUGAUAUUUUAGUGUGGAAAUUUUGACUUGUGUCCACAUUUGUAGAAUUGGCAUCAUCAUUCAUCAUUCAUCACUCCACUCGCCACUGCCCUCCAUUCUCUACAAUUUCUAUCUUCCACACCACUCUGCUGUUUCGCCCAACAACAAUGUCUAAUGGGAAUUCAUCGUUUCUCAAACACGAGCUAUGGAAACGGACCUCAAUUUUCGGGCUGCAUUUGUGGGUUGUUCUCGGACUCUGCGUGGGCGCCGCCAUCGUCGUCUUCCUCUUCCUCGUCUCUCUCUGGUUCACCACCAGAAGAAACAGAAAGGCUCCACUUUUAUCACUGACCAGCAAGAACUCCAUCAUCCCGAGUGUUUCCAGGGAAAUCCGGGUCGACCCGGCUCCGGACCCGGAUAAAGAUCCCAAGUCGCUGCCACCGGUCCCCAAACCCGACCCGAAAGAGGAACAGAGGAUCCACAUUGAGAUUGGGAAGGGUCACAGGAUUGCCUACCCGGGUUCACGUUCCGGGUCGGGUCAGGGGAGCGGCGAAGCGACGGCGGUGGGUCCCGAGGUGUCACAUCUGGGGUGGGGCCACUGGUACACGCUGAGGGAGCUUGAGGAGUCUACUAAUGAAUUUGCUGAUGAGAAUGUUGUUGGGGAAGGAGGCUAUGGUAUUGUUUAUCACGGCGUGCUCAAGGAUCAAACUAAAAUAGCCGUCAAGAAUCUGCUCAAUAACAGGGGUCAAGCAGAGAGAGAGUUUAAGGUUGAAGUUGAAGCAAUUGGGCGUGUACGCCACAAGAAUUUGGUGAGGUUGCUUGGCUAUUGUGCUGAAGGAGCUCAUAGGAUGCUUGUGUACGAGUAUGUCGAUAAUGGAAACUUGGAACAAUGGCUUCAUGGAGAUGUUGGGCCUUCUAGCCCCCUCACUUGGGAUAUUAGAAUGCAUAUUUUACUUGGAACUGCUAAGGGGCUGACAUAUCUGCAUGAGGGCCUUGAGCCUAAGGUUGUUCAUCGUGAUAUUAAAUCGAGCAACAUUUUACUGGAUAGACAAUGGAAUGCUAAAGUGUCUGACUUUGGUCUAGCAAAGCUGAUAGGCUCCGAGAGGAGUUACAUCACCACUCGAGUUAUGGGUACAUUUGGCUACGUCGCUCCUGAAUAUGCAAGCACUGGCAUGCUUAACGAGAGGAGUGAUGUGUACAGUUUUGGUAUUCUUAUCAUGGAAAUCAUCACGGGGAGGAAUCCGGUGGAUUACAGUCGUCCCCCAGGAGAGGUGAACCUGGUUGAUUGGCUCAAAACAAUGGUUUCCAAUCGGAAUGCUGAGGGGGUUUUGGAUCCUAAGUUGCCUGAAAGGCCUUCUUCGAGAGCAUUGAAGCGUAUUCUCUUAGUUGCUUUACGUUGUGUGGACCCGAAUUCUCAAAAGCGACCCAAAAUGGGGCAUGUGGUGCAUAUGCUCGAGGCUGAGGAAUUCCCUUUCCGCGAAGAUCGAAGGGGGCACGGACGAGCACAUGAUCGCGAUGGGAGGGCGAUGGAGAAGCACAUAAAAGAAGCAGGUGACAGUAGCGGAUACGAAAGCAGUAUCCAAACGGACAGGUUUUCAUUGAGAAACGACCAAGAGUAGAUAUGUUAGAAUUUGAAACAUGCCAAUGUAAAUACACUCAUUUUGCCCUUCCAUUUUGUUUCUUUGCAUGCACUGCUUGUAUCUUAUCUUGUUUUACAGUUUUAUGUACGAAUAGCACUAGAAUGGAUCCACUUUUUUA